UAUAAACGUCAAUAUUUUUGUUCUAAGUCGACCAAGACAUUUAACUCGAUAAUUUUCGGGUGUUUAGUGUUUGUGUCAGACUUUAAAAUGUUGGUACAAGUUUGACGACCCGAGAUAGUGAAGAAAUAAGCUUAUGUCGUCCUGUAAACAAAUCAUCACGUAUUGGGACAUUAGCUGGGCAUGGAUGUAUCACCGGAAACAUUUAACUACUUCCGGUAACUGGUCUCUCUAGACGUCACGUGCCUCAGCCAUGCAGUUCAAUAAACUUGUAGCAAGUCCGCGCGAUCAGUACCGGGCGGUGGUGGUGGAGCGGACCACUUUCCCGCCCUGCUCGGACUGUCAGAGACUGAGGCUGGAGAACACGAAACUGAGGAUGGCCCUGGAGAAGUCGGGGUACAGAGAUCCAAACCGCCAAUACCAGGAGACAGUUGUUCGUACAAUCAUUCCUGCCAUGCCAAAACAAGGGGCAACGUCCACUCCAUUCAGAACUCCUCGGGAGCCAUCCCCGAUGACGAACGCUAGAGUAACUGAUUGGGAAACGAUUUGGGCGGGAACCCCGGACCUGAUCACCGCUCGGGCCCAGCCCAGUAAAAUGUCAAUCAGACCCGGUCAGGACCCUCCAGACAACACCGAGGCUUUGUACAAGGAGAUAGCCCGUCUCAGCAAGGAGCUGGAUUACCGGAUUUCCGAGGCUCAUCUUUGUCGACGGCGCCUUGGUGAGGCGACGCCCAAUACAUCCGGGUCACGCGGCGAUGUGUUUGCUUCCUCGAGAAACAGAGCAGGUAAAGAACAAUUGACAGACGAUAAAGAGAAGGUAGGACGUCUGUACUCGAAGAUGUUUGUCAACGAGUGGGAGGCGGCGCUACAGGUCCUAGAAACUUCCGGUAGGGAGUACCGGAAGUGCACGGAGCUUCUCUUCAGUAUUUUGGUGGAGAUAUACAAGUAUUCCGAGAGAAAGUCCGCGGAACAGCUCAGCAAAAUCAUAGAGGGAACGAACGAUGUGCUCAUGCAGUCUACGGGAGGUCGGCCUUUGUCAAGAUACAAUGUGAAGGCGGUUGGCGGUAUUGAGGCAAUGAUCUACCGUCGUAAGGUGUCGGAUAGCACAGUGGCGGCCAUUACACAGUUAUACACGGUGAAUAAUGUAGAAGAAUUCCAAAAACAGAACAUCACGCAGACGAUAAAGAAUAACAAAAAGAUAAAGGAUUAUGUCAGCAAGUGUGUAGAGGUCACUUGGUGCAUGUGUAUCCAGGAUCCCGCUAUGAACUUUGACCUCACGAGAAAGAAAGGUUACGCCUUUGACCUUUCUAGAUACCAAUACUACAGGACAGAAGGCACAAUCAUGGACUCUUUGGUUUGGCCAGUUCUUUUAUCACGGGCACAAGGGGCGGUGGUAUCCAAGGGUUGGGCCGACGCCGAGCCCAAGAAACCGAAAAAGGGCGGAGCUUCAAAGGCGGAGACUGCUAAUGGAUCAAGGGUUGAUUCAGUGAAAUAGAGCAUCCUGAUUUAUUUACGUUUCUCAAUGAAAGUUAAACCAGCAACUCAUCUUUACUCCAUACCAUUGUAUAUUCGAACUUCAUAAAAGUGUAUCUUAUGCGAACACUUCCGCAUACGUUUGCGCCAAUCGGGAACCUUCGACACUUUCCGUAAACGAGUAUAGUUUUCGAUGGACUUUUACUCCCAUUGACAUUGACACAUAUUUCCAGUAAUGCUGUAUUUAUUGGUCAUUGAUUUCCAUUACUGAAGGAUCUCUUGUGAGAGUUGACGUUUAUUUAUAGCUUACCUGUUUACUUAUAGCUUACCUGUUUACUUAUAGCUUACCUGUUUACUUAUCGCUUACCUGAUUACUUAUCGAUUACCUGAUUACUUAUCGCUUACCUGUUUUUUAUGGUUGAACUGUUUACUUCUCGCUUACCUGUUUACUAUGGAUUACCUGUUUAUUUAUCGCUUACCUGUUUACUAUGAAUUACCUGUUUAUUUAUCGCUUACCUGAUUACUUAUCGAUUACCUGAUUACUUAUCGCUUACCUGUUUUUUAUGGUUGAACUGUCUACAUAUCGAUUACCUGUUUACUUCUCGCUUGCCCGUCGUUUCCAUUUUCGCUAAACGUUUUCUUAUCGCUAUCCUGUUUACUUAUCGCUUACCGUGUAUGGCAACUAUCUUAAACAGAAUUAAUUAAACUAGAAUGUGCUCAAUUUUGUAUCGUGAAAUCUAUUCAAGUUUUCAGUGCUAGGUGUAGAACCGAUAUGGCUAACUCACUAAUUGGAUGGACAUCAAUCGAAGCGUACAUUGAUAGAAGAAAACUUUUGUUCCUUGGUCGAUUUGUGGGAUGAAUAGAAAAUAUUUAACCCAAACAGUAUUUCUGAAACGUCAUCUUAUAUUUUGUUUGUAUGAUUUUUAUCAAGGUGGUUUUAUUCCUGAUAUUGUGAGAAUACUGUACUAAAGUAGGUUUCAGACGCUGUUUUUACUAUUAAAAAAUCAUUGUGGAAAUCACUUGUGCACAAAGCAGUGUACUAUCAGGAAGAACUGAUGAUGUAUGACAGAAUGAUUAGCGAUUCUGAUUUUACAAGAUUUGUGCUUAUCCAUGAUACAAUUUGUCCACAUACUUUAUGGAAAUUAUCUUUGAAGUUCCCUGAGCACUUGGAUAGGAUAAAUAAUGUAGUGCGGUUGUGCGUAGGAACAAGAUUUAUCAAUAUAAUUGAGUUGUCAUUUUUGGGGUAUUUUACCCACUGACUUUACUACACACAUUGUCCUUCAUUGUACAAAAACUGAGAAACUCAGAGACAAUCUUUAGUGCCUUAUAAGUACUGAGUUUGAUAUGGAACUACUUGUUUACUUGCACUCCUUGUCAGAAUCCUAUUUAAUUAGCAUACUACUUGGAGGUAUCCUCCAUUACACAUUAUGUGAAUUAGAUUAUGAAAACUUUGUAUUGAAUUGUGCUAUUUCUAUUGAUAAAAUGAUGAAAUUGUAACAUCGAUAAAAUUGUAAUGAAAUACAUGUUAUUCUGAGAAUGAAUUACCCUGUUUAGAAUGUGCUUACAAUUGAUCACAGACGAACAA
Mizuhopecten yessoensis (Yesso scallop) is the source of this 3055-nucleotide messenger RNA. RefSeq lists its product as uncharacterized. The record is from RefSeq and is a predicted model, not a curated record. The transcript has 8 exons. The coding region runs from base 251 to 1492 and encodes 413 amino acids. Lineage: Eukaryota; Metazoa; Mollusca; Bivalvia; Pectinida; Pectinidae.